Gopherus evgoodei (Goodes thornscrub tortoise) is the source of this 1011-nucleotide messenger RNA. RefSeq names its product ly6/PLAUR domain-containing protein 3-like. The transcript is spliced from 5 exons. The record is from RefSeq and is a predicted model, not a curated record. Gene Ontology annotation, cellular component: plasma membrane. The coding region runs from base 1 to 1011 and encodes 336 amino acids. Lineage: Eukaryota; Metazoa; Chordata; Testudines; Testudinidae.
AUGGGAGCCCCCUGCCCCCCGAGAGCCAGUGCCCUUCUCCUGCUGGUGGCCACACUGCUCCUCCAAGGAGCCACGGCCCUGGAGUGCCACAGCUGUGUGGAGCGCGGCGACGGCGGCUGCAGCCCGGAGAAGAUGAAGACGAUCUUGUGUCCUGACAACACCCAACUGUGCAUGGAAACCGUGGCAGCCGUGAAAUGGAGCCAUGGGCAGUUCCUGGUGGGCGAGAAGGGCUGUGGCCUGGGCAGACCGGGCACCAACGACAAGGGCGUGGACCUGCACGGCAUCUUCGCCUUCUCCCAGGUGCACAACUGCAACAGCAGCCGCUGCAACUCCCGGCUGGACAUCCAGGCCAUGGCGCUGCAGCCGAUGGGGAACGAGAGCGCCCGGGUGCCCAACGGGCUGGAGUGCUACAGCUGCCAAGGCAACGAGGCCUGCUCCCCCGACAACGCCAGGGUGGUGAAGUGCUACGACGGGUACCAGGGCUGCUUCCACGGCAACGUCACCAUGAGAGUCGGCAACUUCUCCCUGAGCCGCCCCAUCAAGGGCUGCGUGCAGAACAAGGACUGCACCAAGGAGGCGAGGGGCAGCGCAGCCGUCAACCUGGUGGGCUCCUGCUGCUCUGGCCGCCUCUGCAACAGGGACCUGGCCAACAAGACCUUCUUCGCCCCCAACAUCCCCCCGCUGGAGGUCAUGCCCGGCCCCGGGGCCAACACCACGGGCGCCAACGCCACAGCUAAUGCCACAGCCACUGCCACGGUCACCGCCAUGGUCGCUGCCGCCACCACAGUCACUGCCACUGCCACUGCUGCCACGCCCCUGCCACCGGACCACCGGGACCAUGAGGACCACGAGAACCACGAAGACCUCAUCCGGGACGACCGCCACGUCACCACGGCGGGCGAGCGGCGGAACAACCCAGGCGUCAAGCUGCCAAGCGGCGGGAAGGGGGGUGCGGCGGGGCUGAGCGCCUCAGCCUGGCUGGUCUUGCUCGGGUCCACCUUGCUCCUGUGA